Messenger RNA from Perognathus longimembris pacificus (Pacific pocket mouse), 894 nucleotides. Its product is annotated as zinc finger protein 383-like. The coding region runs from base 1 to 894 and encodes 297 amino acids. The record is from RefSeq and is a predicted model, not a curated record. Lineage: Eukaryota; Metazoa; Chordata; Mammalia; Rodentia; Heteromyidae. The transcript is spliced from 2 exons.
AUGGAGACAAAGCGUAAACAUAGUGUAGUGCACACUGGAGAGAAACCAUAUGAAUGUCGCACCUGUAGGAAAGCCUUCACUCAGCGAUCUCAGCGUGCCAAACACGAGAGAAUACACACUGGGGAGAAGCCCUAUGAAUGUCGCACCUGUGGAAAAGCCUUCAUUUACUCAUCUCAACGUGCCAGACACGAGAGAACACACACUGGAGAGAAGCCCUAUGAAUGUCGCACCUGUGGGAAAGCCUUCACUUUGCAAUGUUCUCGUGCCAAACAUGAGAGAAAACACACUGGAAAGAAGCCCUAUGAAUGUCGCACCUGUGGGAAAGCCUUCACUUUGCAAAGUUCUCGUUCCUCACAUGAGAGAAUACACACUGGAGAGAAGCCCUAUGAAUGUCGCACCUGUGGAGAAGCCUUCACUUACUCAUCUCAACGUGCCACACAUGAGAGAACACACACCGGAGAGAAGCCCUAUGAAUGUCGCACCUGUGGGAAAGCAUUCACUGUGAAAUCUUCUCUUGCCAAACAUGAGAGAAUACACACUGGAGAGAAACCCUAUGAAUGUCGCACCUGUGGGAAAGCCUUCACUGAUCCAUCGUCUCGUUCCUCACAUGAGAGAAUACACACUGGAGAGAAGCCCUAUGAAUGUCGCACCUGUGGAGAAGCCUUCACUUACUCAUAUCAACGUGCCACACAUGAGAGAACACACACCGGAGAGAAGCCCUAUGAAUGUCGCACUUGUGGGAAAGCAUUCACUGUGAAAUCUUCUCUUGUCAAACAUGAGAGAAUACACACUGGAGAGAAACCCUAUGAAUGUCGCACCUGUGGGAAAGCCUUCACUACAUCAUCUCAACGUGCCAAACAUGAGAGAAUACACACUGGAGAGAAACCCUAUUAA